AUGCAAGAAAAGGUGUUUAUUUACAGGUUGUUGUCGACUGGCACAAUAGAAGAGAAGAUAUUCCAAAGACAAGCACACAAGAAGGCGCUAAGUAGCUGUGUUGUUGAUGAAGAAGAAGAUGUUGAAAAGCACUUUUCAAGAGAACAAUUACGAGACUUGUUUAGACUGAAUGAGGAAACACUCAGUGAUACACAUGACAAGUUCAAGUGUCGCCGAUGUGUCAAUAAUAUUCAAGUACAUGCAUGCCCUGAAGACUCUACGUGUGGUUCAAAUCUCUCUCAGUGGAAUCACUGCGCAAGCACUAAAGGUCUUGAUGACAUCAUACUCAAGCAAGCAUGGAAUAGUGGAGUUAGUUUUGUAUUUCAUCAAAAAUCUCAUGAGAAACAGUUGGGAGGGGUAUAGUGUGCAAGCAC
Molecule: messenger RNA, 413 nt
Organism: Exaiptasia diaphana
Lineage: Eukaryota; Metazoa; Cnidaria; Anthozoa; Actiniaria; Aiptasiidae
Product: DNA repair and recombination protein RAD54-like
Exons: 4
Coding region: 1-402 (133 amino acids)
Biological process (GO): double-strand break repair via synthesis-dependent strand annealing; reciprocal meiotic recombination
Cellular component (GO): nucleus
Molecular function (GO): DNA translocase activity
Source: RefSeq, a predicted model, not a curated record